UUUUUUUAGUCCUGUGUAAGUCCUACCAAUAACUCUUGUCACUUUACAGUUGUUUAUAGAUCUGUACACAUUAUGUACCAGACUUAAACACUGGUACCAAUCCAGCUAACUCUCUCUUUUCUCCCUAUGGGAUUGCAUUUUCUCGGUACAUUAUUUUGUUCAUGUGUCUUAAGUUUUUCUUUCUUGUUUUGUGUUCAGUGAUGCAGGGAUUCAUGAUCGUGUUGUGAUCCAGGAACUUAUCAAGACUGUCGCUCAAUCACACCAGCUAGAAUCAUCAACACAGAAAGAAUUUAAAGUGGUAGUGUUGACAGAAGUGGACAGACUUACAAAGGAUGCCCAACACUCUUUGCGUAGGACUAUGGAGAAGUACACAGCAACAUGUCGACUAAUCCUGUGUUGUAACUCAACAAGCAAAGUUAUUCCAGCCAUUCGCAGCCGUUGUUUAGGAGUCAGGGUUGCAGCACCUACAGUCGAGGAGAUUAGUCAAAUAUUGCACAAUGUUUGUAAAAAGGAGGGCCUUAGUCUUCCAGCAGAACUUUCCAAGAGAAUUGCUGAGAAAUCCAACAGGAAUUUACGAAGGGCCUUGCUGAUGUGUGAAGCUUGCAGAGUUCAACAAUACCCAUUCACACCUGACCAACCUGUUCAAGAGGCAGACUGGGAAGUAUAUUUAAGAGAAACAGCACAGCAGAUUGUCGAGCAACAAACACCCAAAAGGUUGCUGGAAAUAAGAAGUAGACUCUAUGAACUCCUGACCCACUGUAUUCCACCCGAUAUCAUACUAAAGGGUUUGAUAACUGAACUGGUGACCAACUGUGAUGGCAGUCUGAAGACUGAAGUAACAAACAUGGCUGCUCACUAUGAACAUCGUGUUCACCAAGGAAACAAAGCCAUCUACCAUCUUGAAGCGUUUGUAGCCAAGUUUAUGAGUAUCUACAAGCGGUUCCUGGAGGAAGGGAUGGCCGAGUUCUUCUAAGAGAACAGAUUAGCUUUUGGUGACAUUUGAAUUGGUAAAACCACAGCUUGCCGAAGUAACGGCUGUACAUUGUAAUGAGGCGGAGGAAAAGUAUGAAGCAAUAAACGAACAGUUUGGACUUAAA
This is a messenger RNA of Orbicella faveolata, 1097 nucleotides long. Its product is annotated as replication factor C subunit 3-like. Gene Ontology annotation, cellular component: nucleus; DNA replication factor C complex. Gene Ontology annotation, biological process: DNA repair; DNA-templated DNA replication. Gene Ontology annotation, molecular function: DNA binding; DNA clamp loader activity; ATP hydrolysis activity. Lineage: Eukaryota; Metazoa; Cnidaria; Anthozoa; Scleractinia; Merulinidae. The record is from RefSeq and is a predicted model, not a curated record.